Achroia grisella is the source of this 1029-nucleotide messenger RNA. RefSeq lists its product as uncharacterized. The coding region runs from base 1 to 1029 and encodes 342 amino acids. The record is from RefSeq and is a predicted model, not a curated record. The transcript is spliced from 4 exons. Lineage: Eukaryota; Metazoa; Arthropoda; Insecta; Lepidoptera; Pyralidae.
AUGGUGAAAAUAAUAAAUACAGAAAACUUAUUCCAAGAUAUUAUAGAUGAGGAUUUCAUAAAAAUAUUUCAACCCAUUAAUACUGUUCAAAGUUUUUUAGGUUUCAACCGUGUUGAUAUUAAAUUACGUUUUGUUACUAGUAAAACGAAAUUUUGGAAGUUUUACAGUAUUCUAUUGCUAUUAAUAAAUUUAUUGUGCUUCUAUGACAUUGUACUAAAUUACGAGUUUAAUUUUACAGCAUUUUCCUCUAGUAUAUUUUUCAAAUUAGGAAUAACAUUUCACCAAAUAUUGACAAUUGUGAUUAUGUGGCGAAACAACUUUUUGAAUAAUAAUAUAAACAGUCAAUUAUAUGUAAAACUGCAAAACGUCGAUCGAGUACUAAAUAUGCAUAAUCAAAAUUCAUUAAACAGAAAAUUCUCGUUAUUAUCAUUUAUUUCGUUAUGUCUCAUUUUAAUUUUCGAAUUUUUAUUAUCGUUUCUUAUAAUGCUUAUCAUCGAUUCAAGAGUGGUGUAUAUUAAUAAAUUGCUUGAAAAUGUUACGAAGAUGAAACAAAAAAGCGAUAAAAAAGAACCCAGAAUUAAAGAAAAAGUUACCCAGAUGUCAGAUGAUUUAAAGAUCAUAGAUGAAGAAAUGAGAAAUGUAUUAGUUUUUGGAGUGCAUAAUAUAUUAGAUGCCUUGACAGAUUUCAUUAAACUAUUUCAAUUUGAGAUGGGAAGCGAUGUCAAAUUGAUUACUAGAUUUGUACUCCCGUAUGUAUUAUUAUUGGUGGUCAUGUUAAUCUGUAUGUCUUUUAUGGGCGAAUUUCUAAGUUCAAGCUUAAAAACAUGUCGGGAACUUAGCAUCAGCCUGUUAUCAUGUAAUGACGACAAAUCCAGAAGAACUGCUAAACAAAUACUCUCAUUACUCGUAGAAAAGAAGUGUAUAGUGUCUAUUUAUAAUAUUUUUACAUUGAACACGCAACUGCCGCUGAACUUGCUUGUCAUAACAGCUAACUACACAAUAGUACUACUACAAUUCGCUACAUUGUAA